This is a messenger RNA of Euleptes europaea (tarantolino), 492 nucleotides long. RefSeq names its product zymogen granule membrane protein 16-like. The transcript is spliced from 3 exons. Bases 1 to 492 code for a protein of 163 amino acids. NCBI's taxonomy places the organism in Eukaryota, Metazoa, Chordata, Lepidosauria, Squamata, Sphaerodactylidae. The record is from RefSeq and is a predicted model, not a curated record.
AUGCUGACGCUGCUUCUCCUCUCUUUCCUCUGUGCGGGAGCAUCUGAUGGUUCGGCCCUGGCACGGGCCUCCUCUUACUCUGAAGAAUUUGGAGGCAGCACCGGGAGCCAUUUUGACCAAUCGGAUCAUGAACCGGAGGGUCCUAUUACAGGCCUGAGGAUAAGGGCUAACGACAGAUAUAUUGUAAGCAUCCAGGUUUGCUACGGAGACUCAUGGUCCCGCACUGAAGGGGGUGCGGUGGGCAGCCCGUCCAGUGUGCAGCUGCUCCUCGGAGAAGGGAUCGUGAGGGUCUUGGGCCGUUUUGGGAGCCACGUGGAGUACCUCGCCUUCCGCACCAACCAAGGCCGCAUCUUUGCCUUUGGACCCGGCUUCGGCCCAGGGACGUUCUUUAACGCAGAACCUUCCUUCCCAAACACGGUUCUGCGCUCCAUCAGCGGCCGUUCCGAGUCUCUGGUUGAUGCCAUCGGGUUCCACUGGGACACUGAACAGUGA